Messenger RNA from Triticum aestivum (bread wheat), 1616 nucleotides. RefSeq lists its product as uncharacterized. Lineage: Eukaryota; Viridiplantae; Streptophyta; Magnoliopsida; Poales; Poaceae. The record is from RefSeq and is a predicted model, not a curated record. The transcript has 3 exons. The coding region runs from base 541 to 1221 and encodes 226 amino acids.
UACAAGGCAAUCAGCCUCCGGUACUCCACUCCGGUGCUUGUGUGUGUGCGUUAUAGACUGCACUAGCUGCAGUGUUUUUUCGUAUAUCAGUACACCAGUUCAGUACACCAUUGGUAGUUCGGGCCAACAGGCUUUGCUACACCUACGUGACUUUACGUGCAAAGGCGGGUUACGAGGUGAUUUGUCAGGUUUUAGGUCUAGCAUCAUUUUUGCAGAUGGAGCGACGAAGAACUUCUUUCUGUAGCCAUCAGACACGAGGAGCGCGCGAGAAAUGGAAAAUAUCUAGGCAAACAGCGCGGGAGCCACCCGCGGAAACAAUCCCGUGCGCACACGUAGGCACGGGAAGGAACAGAGGAGACGUUCUAGAGGCGUCGCGAGCGCCAACCCCCGAACCUUCUCCAAAUCUCCAUUCCCCCCUUUCUUAACACUCGCCGCCGCCGCCGCCGCCACAGAACUCCCACACGACAUCCACUCCCUUCGCCCUGCUCUGGAUUGAGUGAUUAGCUUCUCGAUUCGAUCAGCACCGGGGCCAGCCGAUCGAUGGACGUGGACUCGGCGCCGGCGCUGAAGAGGAAGGGCGCGGACGCGCCGGAGCUGUGGCUGGACGACGACGUCGGCCCUGGGUUCCCGGUCGCCUCCCGCGCCACCAAGAUCCGCCGCCUGGACCCGGACAUGAUGCCCGUCGUGCCCGGCGCGUUCGUGCCGCCACCGCCACCGGGAACGCAGCUGCCUGUGGCAGGCUUCGGGGUGGUGGAGGAGGCGCCGAUGUGCGGCGACGUGGCGGUGGUGCCGGUGGACAUGGCGACGGCGCCGCCGCUGCCGGCGAACGAGGAGCGGGCGAUCGUCUUGUACCGGCCCGCCGAGGCCGAGCGCAGGCUGCUGCUCGGCCCGCUCCGGCCGGGCGGCCAUCUCCGCGUCAGCCCCGAGUGGAUCCAAGCGCUCAACGGCACGACGCUGCAGGAGGCGAGCAGCCGCCGCGCGCUGUUCGAGGGGCUCGCCGGAGCCGAGAGCUCCAACCUGGCCAUGGUCCCCUGGGCGCCGCCCCGCGCCCAGGCGGCGUCCAUGGCCGAGGAGAUGAUGGAGGCCGAGGACGGCGAGGGCGCGUCCAUGGAGGUGGAGCAGGACAGGGCCGAGCAGCAGCUCCCGAUGCCCCAGUGGCCGCAGCAGCAGCAGCACUACAUGGUGCAGCAGCAGCCGAUCCCGGUGGCGUGGUCAUUGUGAAGUGCCGCCGGUGUAGUGUCUGGAGGAGAAUCCGUAGGUGCAGGUGUCGGUAGUAGACUAGUAGUUUUGGUCUGCGCCACUGCUCUGGUUUCCAUGGUGCGAGCAGAUGAGGUGCGGAGAGCAGGAGACGGCCAGAUGACACCGUCCGGUUUAGCGGGAGGGGGCGACGGUGGUCUCGUCAGUAGGUCCGAACACUAGACAGGAGAAUGGAUGGAUAGCCUUCCAAGGGCAGCAAGAUCAGUGUGGUUCUCUUCCAUUUUUGUUUGGACCAGAGCAAGAGGAGGUGUUUGUUGUAUCCUUGGGCCGUCCAUGGCAUGAUCCUCUAUCGUUUGUUCAAUCGAGCCCCAAAGUCACAGAAAAGUUUACCAAAAAAGUAGUCCUAGUUGUGUGCAUUU